Molecule: messenger RNA, 683 nt
Organism: Ailuropoda melanoleuca (giant panda)
Lineage: Eukaryota; Metazoa; Chordata; Mammalia; Carnivora; Ursidae
Product: translation initiation factor IF-2-like
Exons: 4
Coding region: 1-555 (184 amino acids)
Source: RefSeq, a predicted model, not a curated record
AUGAGGAACCUGCGCCUCCGUCUCCGCCGCCGGCACCGCUGCGAAGCCGAGGCCGAGCCCGCCGCCGCUGCUGCUCCCGAUGCCGCUUCAGCGCCACACAUCGCCGGGACACCCGCGCCGGGCAGCCCCGCCGGCCGCCCGCCCGCCGGCGCUCUGUCCCGCCUGAGCUCCGGGCCGCCCCUCCUGCCGCCCGACUCCUUGCCCCCACGGCUCCACGCGCCCCUCGCCGCUGGCCUCCCCAAGCUGCGCCGCACUCGGCACAGGCCCCGGGGCCCUCCGCAGCGCUGGCGCUGCGCUGAUGACGUAACGUGUCGGCCCCCCCCCGCCCCCCGACGGGGCGGAUCCACUGGAGAAUUGCACCUGACUGAGUGGCGUUCGGGCCCCUUCUUUUCUCGCCGGCGCCGAGGAGGAGUUUCGUUUCGCCAGAAACAGCCUGCGCGAAGGAGCCGGAGGUUUCAACUCGUGAUGAAGAAGAGGAAACGGAAGUCCCGGGCGGGUGCAGCGGUUCUUUCUGCUAUACAAAGCAGGCAUUUGGCGCUGCGAGCUGGACGAUGAUAAGAAGGUUCUGGAGAAGGCAAGGCUUCAAGAUGGAAGAUUCCUGAGUAGAGGAGAACCUCUGCUCCAUUGACUUAUAUAUCCACCCAGCACUGUUAUAUGAGAAAAAAAAUAAACCUUUGUUGUUU